AUGAGGCCCAUUCUUCUUCAGGGACACGAGCGAUCACUCACCCAGGUCAAGUUCAACGCCGAGGGUGACCUCAUCUUCUCCGUUGCCAAGGACCACGUCGUCAAUGCCUGGUACUCGCACAAUGGAGAGCGUUUGGGAACAUAUAACGGACACAAUGGUGCCAUCUGGACCGUGGACGUCAACAGAACUUCUACUCUUGUCGUUUCCGGAUCAGCAGACAACACGUUGAAGCUUUGGGACGCGAAGACUGGACGAUGCAUCAAGACUUGGGAGUUCCCUACUGCUGUGAAGCGCGCGGAGUUCAAUGAGGACGGAAGUUUGUUGUUGUGUGUUACUGAGCAGCGUAUGGGUUAUCUCGGUACCACUAAGGUUUUCGAGAUCGUGAACGACGUCGAUGCUGAGCAGUCCGACGAGCCAAUUAUAUCUAUUCCUUCGCGCGAAUCCAAGGCCACCGUCGCUGGCUGGUCCUACCUUUCCAAUUACAUCAUCAUGGGUCACGAGGACGGCUCCGUCUCACAAUGGGACUGGAAGAACGAAGAGCGACUUAACAUCGUCCAAGCACACGAAAAGGGCUUCGUCAUCACCGACCUCCAAUUCUCCCCCGACAGAACCUACUUCAUCACCUCCUCCAAAGACAAGACCGCAAAGAUCCUCGACACCAACACCCUGCAGGUCUUGAAGACCUUCACGACCGAUACCCCCCUUAACUCCGCCGCGUUGACUCCUACCAAGGACUUCGUUAUUGUUGGUGGCGGGCAGGAGGCAAGAGAUGUCACUACGACUUCGCAGAGACAAGGAAAGUUCGAGGCGAGAUUUUACCACAAGAUCUUUGAGGACGAGAUUGGACGUGUGAGGGGACAUUUCGGCCCUCUGAAUACUGUUGCGGUUCACCCGGCUGGUACGGCGUACGCGAGUGGAGGAGAGGAUGGUUACGUGCGAUUGCAUCACUUUGACCCCAGUUACUUUGAUUUCAACAUUGCGUACUAA
This is a messenger RNA of Saitoella complicata NRRL Y-17804, 987 nucleotides long. RefSeq names its product WD40 repeat-like protein. Lineage: Eukaryota; Fungi; Ascomycota; Saitoellomycetes; Saitoellales; Saitoellaceae. Gene Ontology annotation, cellular component: cytoplasm; eukaryotic translation initiation factor 3 complex, eIF3m. The transcript has 3 exons. Gene Ontology annotation, biological process: cytoplasmic translational initiation. The record is from RefSeq and is a predicted model, not a curated record. The coding region runs from base 1 to 987 and encodes 328 amino acids. Gene Ontology annotation, molecular function: protein binding; translation initiation factor activity; RNA binding.